Python bivittatus (Burmese python) is the source of this 2576-nucleotide messenger RNA. Lineage: Eukaryota; Metazoa; Chordata; Lepidosauria; Squamata; Pythonidae. The record is from RefSeq and is a predicted model, not a curated record.
GCACAUCUGGAAGGCACAGGGCUGGAGAUGGCUGGUAUGUGGCUAGUUAAAUUCUGCUCAGGAACGACAUUUGGAAUCCUGGUCCUGGGAAAAGAGUCCGGGGGGAAUAUGUCAAUUCAGGUACGGCAUUGGAUGUAAACAGAGCAACUGCUGGUCUUGGUAAUCGGAUCUGUUGGGCCUUAUCCCUGCUGCUCUGUCAUGAUACUAUCAGGCUAGUAGUCCCAAUACUUGCAUAUGACUCACCAUAUUAGUUUCUGAAGAAAGUGGGAGAGAAAGCGUCGUUCUGCUUGGCCAUUUCUCUUUGGAGUAUCUGGUUCGCCAACAUGAAUGCUGGAGUGGAUUGGCCUUUAAUCUGGACUCUUCUCGCGCUCCCCCCCGCCACUCGAUGCUAUGUAUAUUCCAGGUUCCCAAGUGUUUCAAGUCGCUUGUCAAUCAACCCUUGAAGCCUGCACAGCCUAUUGCCCAAGAAUGCAUGUCUGUUUAGAAACAGCUCCUAAAUACUGUGUGACUUUGUCUUUGCAUUUAGAUUUGUUGACUUUGGACUGGGAGCAAGGGAAUUAUGAUUUCUCUUCUGCAUGAAUUCAAGAUGUCUUAAGGUCACAGUGACAAGACUUAGUCUAACGCAGAGGCAGAGAGCUGAAUCCUACAUCAUAGGAUUAUGAAGACAGAAACCACAAAUACCAUCCCUAAAUCUCUUGGGAUUAAAAACUAUAUUAAAACAAAUCUCUUACUGUCUAUUUGCACUACUGUAUAAAGAUCAUAACAGUGGCCUCGUACGAUAAUGAAUACGAUGUCUUUUCAAUACUAGAAAUAUACUUUUAAAUGGAAAUCACUCCAGCUGGUAGCAAACUCAAGUACAGAGUAUCAAUGAGAUCUUUGGAGCAAAAAUGAAGAAAGUUGUUUUAGAAUCCUAGUAUUAUCCUCCUUUAAAAUAGAAGAAACUGUCUUUGAUUUCAUUUCUCUUUAAUCUCACCAGAAUGUCUUUAAUGUUUCCUAUACUUGUUCAGACAUACUGACUGUAGCAUUUUCAUUUUGCCUGUAAAAUCCAUGUAAUUUCUUUUUAGCCCUAUUAAAUCUCAUAGGUUUGUAUUCUGUUUUUUAGCCCAGUUAAUUCUGUUCCUUUUCUGUUGUUUAGUGUCAAGGUUAUGAAAUACUCCAGUAGCACCUUCUCUUGUCUUUUGAAGGAGGAGAAACUUUAAUAAAGGAUUUCCCAGCUUGCUGCUCUCUUGGUAUCGGGCAGUGGAGAAAGAGACAGCCGCUUCUGCUAAGGCAGACAAAACCCUCUCUGAGUCUGUGAAGAUCCAACUCCACAUGGAGACCUUUCCGGAAGAGGAUGAAAAUGCCAGCUUGCUGGGCAACGGGGAAGAGAGAGAGCCCGAAGUGGAAACCUGUUGGAUGGCGAGGCCUGACUACAUGGAAUUCAAUGGGGAUUUGCUGGAGGAAAAUAUGUAUGAGUUUUCUGAGAUAUCUAUGGUCGAGGAGGGGAGUCAUUCAGAAGAAGCAGUGGAAGAAGCUUCUUUUUGUGCAGAAGGCCCAGACUGCGCCAGCAACAUCCCAGACUCCUUUAACGCCCUGAACGACCAGAAAGCCACAGUUAGAGAGAAGCCCUAUAAGUGCUCCUUCUGUGGGGAAAGUUUCAAGCAGCGUUCCUACCUGGUCAAACACGAGAGGACCCACACAGGAGAAAAACCCUACAAGUGCUCGGUGUGCGGAAAGAGUUUCAGCCAGAGUUCUCACAUCAUUACGCACGAGAGGACUCACACGGGAGAGAAACCCUACCAGUGUUCGGACUGCGGGAAGAGCUUCAACCGCAAAGCGAACCUCCUGGCGCACGAGAGGACCCACACGGGGGAGAAACCCUACGCGUGUUCAGACUGCGGCAAAUGCUUCAGCCAGAGCUCGUGGCUGAUGGCUCAUAAAAUAAUCCACACCGGGGAAAAACCGUUUAAGUGUUUGGUCUGCGGAAAGCGUUUCAAUAACCGUUCGAGUCUUAUUAAACACAAGAGAUCCCACUCGGAAGAGAAGCCGUAUAUUUGCUCGGACUGUGGGAAGUCCUUCAAGGAGAGCUCUAAGCUUAUUAAACACCAAAGAAUCCACACGGGCGAGAAACCGUACAGAUGCCCGCUGUGCGGCAAAGGGUUCUGCUUUAAGUCCAGCCUGAGCCAACACGAGCGAACGCACACAGGAGAGAAGCCCUAUGAGUGCUGUGUUUGUGGGAAAACCUUCCGGCAGAAGUCGCACCUCAUCAGGCAUGAGAAGAUGCACAUGGGAGAUAAAUCGUACAACUGUUGAGACUGCCGCAAAGCCAUCAGCUGGGGCUCAGGUGUCACAGGAUACAUGUGCUCCCUACAGGAAGAGAUACAGCUAGCAUUCUGCCAGCCCCCGUAGUCUCAGAAGAAAGGAAGAAAAGCAAAAGAGGAAUCGGGAAUGCAGUUUUCUGCGGAAGGACAGUGAGCUCUGUUCUGAUCUGGGACUUGAAACAAAUUCAUUUAAAUCUGCUUUGUAAAUCUUUUGCAAUUUGUUUUUUCUAAUAAAAAAACCAAAGUAGAUCUCCCAAACUUAGUCUGUCCAUCCUU